CAGUAACUGAGCUGUCUGGCUAAUGAAGGCCACCUGGAUCAGGCUUCUGAAAAGAGCCAAAGGAGGACGUCUGAAGAAUUCUGAUAUCUGUGGUUCGGCGGACUCCUACACCAGCCGUCCAUCUGAUUCAGAUGUAUCUCUGGAAGAAGAUAGGGAAGCAGUGCGGAGAGAGGCAGAGCGACAGGCCCAGGCACAGCUGGAAAAAGCAAAGUCAAAACCUGUUGCAUUUGCAGUUCGGACAAAUGUUGGGUACAGUGCAGCUCAUGAAGAUGAUGUCCCAGUCCCAGGCAUGGCCAUCUCAUUUGAGGCUAAAGAUUUUCUUCAUGUUAAAGAAAAAUUUAAUAAUGACUGGUGGAUAGGACGAUUGGUAAAAGAAGGCUGUGAAAUCGGAUUCAUACCAAGCCCAGUCAAACUAGAAAACAUGAGGCUGCAGCAUGAACAAAAGGCAAAACAAGGAAAAUUCUACUCCAGUAAAUCAGGAGGAAACUCUUCAUCCAGUUUGGGUGACAUCGUUCCUAGUUCCAGAAAAUCAACGCCUCCAUCAUCUGCUGUAGACAUAGAUGCCACUGGCUUAGAUGCAGAAGAAAAUGAUAUUCCAGCAAACCAUCGCUCCCCCAAACCCAGUGCAAACAGUGUAACAUCACCCCACUCCAAAGAGAAAAGAAUGCCCUUCUUUAAGAAGACAGAGCACAUCCCUCCCUAUGAUGUAGUGCCUUCUAUGCGACCAGUAGUUUUAGUGGGGCCUUCUCUGAAGGGAUAUGAGGUAACAGAUAUGAUGCAAAAAGCAUUAUUUGAUUUUUUAAAACAUAGAUUCGAAGGGCGUAUAUCAAUUACACGAGUCACAGCAGACAUCUCGCUUGCCAAACGCUCGGUAUUAAACAAUCCCAGUAAGCAUGCGAUCAUAGAACGGUCUAACACGAGAUCGAGCCUAGCUGAAGUUCAAAGUGAAAUUGAACGGAUUUUUGAAUUGGCCAGGACACUGCAGUUGGUAGUGCUUGAUGCUGAUACCAUUAAUCACCCAGCUCAACUGAGCAAAACCUCUCUGGCUCCCAUUAUAGUAUACGUAAAGAUUUCUUCUCCUAAGGUUUUACAGAGGUUGAUAAAAUCUCGAGGGAAAUCUCAGGCCAAACACCUUAAUGUUCAGAUGGUAGCAGCUGAUAAACUGGCACAGUGUCCACCCGAAAUGUUCGAUGUAAUUCUUGAUGAGAACCAGCUUGAAGAUGCCUGUGAGCACCUUGCUGACUAUCUGGAAGCCUACUGGAAGGCCACACAUCCACCUAGCAGCAAUCCUCCUAACCAGCUUCUCACUCGCACACUUGCAACAGCCACUCUUCCUAUUAGCCCGGGUCCAAAUAUUAAUUUACAGCAGGGAUCUCAAGGAGACCAGAGGAAUGACCAUUCGGUCCCUGAGCGCAGCGGUUCCCACACUGAAGAGGAAGCAAGGGUCGAACCCAUCAAGAAAUCCCAGCACCGCUCUUCCUCCAGCCAGCACCACAACCAUCGCAGUGGUGUCAGAGGCCUUCACAGGCAAGAAACUUUUGACUCAGAAACACAAGACAGCAGAGAUUCAGCUUACGUAGAGCCAAAGGAGGACUACUCACAUGAGCAUGGUGACCACUAUGAUUCUCACAGGGAUCAUAAUCACAGAGACGAGUCCCAUGGGAUCAGUGAACACAGACACAGAGAGUCCCGGCAUCGCUCAAAGGAGAGGGACCGCGAGCAGGACCACAAUGAAUGCAACAAACAGCGCAGUCGUCAUAAAUCAAGGGACCAAUAUUGUGACAAGGAUGGGGAAGCGAUAUCGAAAAAACGUAACGAUGCAGGAGAGUGGAACAGGGAUGUUUACAUCCGUCAGUAACUUUUGCCUCUGGCCGUCUUGUGUUUCUUUGAAGUCUUGUAACAAUGCCCCUUGAAAAUAUCUUGGGUUCUUCUUUGCAGAACAUAUGGUAUCCUUCUGUAUGCUGAUUUGUAUUGCUGUUGCUUGCAUAGCAAUAGCAUGAAAUAGAAUAUUCAUAUACUUAUUUUUUUGGUUAGUGCUAUAUGAAUUAGUGUAGUACAACUGAAGAGUUUCUGAUGUUGUACUAUGACAUUUUUCAAGCUGUUUUUGGUAGCUGCCACUUGAACAAUAUCUGUUGCCAUCAAGGUGUUGUUAGUGUUUUUUAAAAAAAAGAUACAUUUGAUGUUUAAUAACUUCCCAUGUAUUCAGCAAGCCAGGAUCAGCACAUAAAAAAAUCUAAAACUUUUUGUCUGCUCUGAUUUUUAAUUUGUAUGCACUUGAUUUGCAUAUUGAUUUAAGCACCACUCUGUUGCUUGUACCUCUGGUGGUCUCCGUAUGAAGACAGAAUUCAGUCUUGCCUUACACACAGGGGAUCAUGGAGUCAAAAUCUAUUUUCUAUGUACUGGUACUGUGUACUGUAUAUACAGUUUAUAAAUGUUAUUUCUGCAGACACCUUCUUACUAUAUAAGUUUGAUCACACUGUUUUAGAGUCCUAAUGCCAAGUCAGCAGAUUUGCUUUUGAAUUACUGGCAACUGGAACUAGCCUCACUUAGGAAAUCUGUAACAGUGUUCAAUCUAAAUACUUUUUCUUCUGUAGCAGAAAGCUUAUACUUAUUGUAAAUAUGGAUGAGUGCUUGAGAUAAAGGGUGUAACUCUUAUACCUUACGCUGUCCUUGCAAACCAAAUUUUGCAUUUUAAAGUUACAGUAAAGAUAAUGAACUUACCACUAUAAAUUAUUAUUCUCUGUUCAGGUCACAAUAUUGCAAUGGGCACAGCUUAAUUUUUGUUCUACUGUCAGUAAACAGAGCACACAUGUUGGAGGUGUGUAUGUGAGUGGGUGGGUGGUGGAUUGAUGUUCGUGUGUAUGUGCACGUUAGGCAGCAACCUGUGAGAAUCUACUGAAGAAAACAAAGGUUACUCAAAAGCCCAAAAAGUCUAUUUCUACAUUAUGUCUCUUAAUUUAAAAAAUCCAAAUUGCAUUCAGGGAAUAUGAGGGAAUUUACUGACCCAGGUAAUUGGGAAAGCAUAAAUCUGCUGGCUCUUUGUUGAGACUUCAGGAGAGUAAAAACAGGCAAAUGUUACUUUGAGUUUCACUGGAAAUGUAAAAUCUUUGUGUUUUAGAGUAUUUGUUUUAGUAAGAAAAGUUUACACAGCUUGUGGAGAGUUAUUUUGUUGGAAAAUAAAUUUUUGUAGCUUCUCCA
Molecule: messenger RNA, 3198 nt
Organism: Vidua chalybeata
Lineage: Eukaryota; Metazoa; Chordata; Aves; Passeriformes; Viduidae
Gene: CACNB2
Product: calcium voltage-gated channel auxiliary subunit beta 2
Exons: 13
Coding region: 23-1858 (611 amino acids)
Biological process (GO): neuromuscular junction development; calcium ion transmembrane transport; chemical synaptic transmission
Cellular component (GO): voltage-gated calcium channel complex
Molecular function (GO): high voltage-gated calcium channel activity; protein binding
Source: RefSeq, a predicted model, not a curated record